Messenger RNA from Paramormyrops kingsleyae, 3981 nucleotides. It is a transcript of the gene p4htmb, whose product is annotated as prolyl 4-hydroxylase, transmembrane b. NCBI's taxonomy places the organism in Eukaryota, Metazoa, Chordata, Actinopteri, Osteoglossiformes, Mormyridae. Gene Ontology annotation, molecular function: L-ascorbic acid binding; procollagen-proline 4-dioxygenase activity; calcium ion binding. Gene Ontology annotation, cellular component: endoplasmic reticulum. The record is from RefSeq and is a predicted model, not a curated record. Gene Ontology annotation, biological process: peptidyl-proline hydroxylation to 4-hydroxy-L-proline.
GUUGUCAGGGCGAUGGCGUCUCAUCACCCUGAGUUCGUAUGCUGCAGCAAGAUGUACGGUUAACCACAUACAGUCGGCUACUAGGACGGUCCUAAUACUGCGACGUCGAUCAUCGGAGGAAUAUGUCAGAAAUAAACUGAAGAUGAGUUUGUCUUACCGCUAGAGGACUUCGACACUGGAUGUAUGCAGUACCCCGAAAGCUCUUAAUUGCAACGUAAACAAGAUCUUGACUAAUCCGCGUUUUUGGCCGUGCCGAGCUAAAGCUGUUUAUUCGCGCAGCCGGUGGUUUCUACGGUUUCUGGACAGGGGUAUACAUUAGCAAAAAUGCAGACAAAAUACUUGAGCGUCUACCUGCCAUAUGUGACAUAAUGUCCGUGUUGUCAUAUUUUGAGCCAAGUUGUCACACGCAGUAAUUUGUACUGCGACCACCCAGUUAACAUUAUUUAUUAAUUAUCGCCAACUACCUAAAUGUGCGCAUACCUGGCUUAGUAUUGAAUUAAUUUAGCUAAAUCAUCUUUAUACCGCCGAAUACAAUAUAGAGCUCGACGGAAGCUGGGGACCUGGUCACUGAUGACUUUAUAUUAUGUUACUUGAAUUAGAAGUUUACGCACACUUUGCAUAAAAAAAAAAAACAUUUUUGUUUAAAAAUGAAGAUGGAGCCACAGAAAAGUGUGACGGAGGAGCUCGCACGUCCGACUUUACCACCGAUAAGCAGGGAGAGAGUUCCGCUACAGAAGAGCAAUGUGUGCUCCCGGUCUUAUUUCAUGGUAGUGAUGGUGUUUUUUCACGUUUACAUCAUUAAUGUAAUUGCUCUGCUGUUGUACGUGCACUACAACAACGGCGCCGUGGAACCGGGCGCUGUUGGCGGAGAGCCCACAGCCAGGGACAGCCACCGCCACCCACCACCCGACUUUCAUCUUCAUGAUCCCGAUUCGAGAUCAGAGCGGACUAUGUACCUUCCGCGCAUCGAGGGGAUCCGGGUAGGACACGUCCAAAAAGUGUCGCUGGUGCCGAACAAGGUCCAUGAGAUGCGGACGCUGAGUCUGAAGCCCUUAUUGUUCGAGAUUCCAGGAUUCCUGAGCGAGGAGGAGUGCCACCUUGUAGUGCAGCUGGCUCAGCUGAAGGGUCUGACGGAGAGCCAGGUGAUGGUGCCCGAGGGUCAGGAGGACAUAGCCGAGCAGUUGAACCUUUCCUCUGAGGAGAUCUUUAAUCUGCUGGACCUGAACCAGGAUGGACGUCUGCAACUGCAGGAGAUUCUGACCCACUCCCGUGUGCAUGACGGGAUCUGGCUGACACCAGAGAACCUCCGGGAGAUCUAUGCUGGACUGAAAGCCGACCCAGAUGGUGAUGGCCUGCUGAGCUUGGAGGAGUUCCAGAGGCUGAGCACCAACGCCUUCCAGCGCUUUCUUCAGCAGCGCGGAGUUCAGCGCAGCCAGCUGGUGCGCAACAGCAGGCACACGUGGCUGUACCAGGGCGAGGGGGCGCAUCACGUGUUACGGGAGCUCAGGAAGAGGGUGACUCGUCUAACCCGCCUGCCCCCCAAGCUGGUCGACCUUAGUGAGCCACUCCAGGUGGUGCGAUACGAGCAGGGGGGGCACUACCACGCCCACCACGACAGCGGCCCCGUGUACCCAGAGACGGCCUGCACCCACACCCGCCUGGCGGCCAACUCCUCGGCACCCUUCGAGACCUCCUGCCGGUACAUCACUGUGCUGUUUUACCUGAACACCGUGGAGGGAGGAGGAGAGACGACAUUCCCCGUGGCUGACAACAGGACGUACGAGGAAACAGCCCUAAUACAGAACGAUGUGGACCUUCUGGAUACAAGGAGGCAUUGUGACAAGGGCAACCUAAGAGUGAAGCCCAUCAAAGGCACAGCGGUCCUCUGGUACAAUUACCUGUCUGACGGCAAAGGCUGGGUGGGAGAGCUGGACGAGUACUCGUUGCACGGUGGCUGCGUGGUGACCCGUGGAAUGAAGUGGGUGGCAAACAACUGGAUUAAUAUUGACCCGAACUAUGAGCGCCAGGCACGCUACCAACAGCUGGUGUCACAGACAGUCAGUUCUGGAAAUCCUGAUGCCGAUCCGGAUCCGGAACAUCACAGUGACCUCCAUCAGGAUUUGUAGCCUUCGCCUCGAGCUCAGACAACCGUGAUCCCUGAUCCUGUUAUCUUCCUGUACAUGACGGAGCCCCGAUCUCACCUUUGGCUUCACCACAUCCUGGCUGCAGCAUCACAUCCAGUAAACGUGUGUCGUCUAAGCGCUUGUCCUGCUCAAAUCCUACACAGUUAAUUGUUCGAUUUUUCUACUAUAUGAGGUCUUUCUUACCAAAGGCACUUUGUUGUAUCUCUUCUUUCCAUCACCUUGUCGGGCUUGGUGGGUAUUUGAAGCAGGGGUUUCAGUGAUACCUCGGAUGGAUGUCUGUCUCCUAGGUCUGUUUAUGGGUGACCUCUGGAAACAAGCAGGUAGCAAAUAGAACGAGGAUGCAGGCUUCUAAUGUAAUAUGUCUCCCUCCCACAUGAUCACCUGCAUGUUUCUCCUCUGUAGCCUGAAGCCUGCUUAAAACACAGCCGAAGACCAUUACAGUUUUAAUACCUUUAGUCAUUUUAGAUAUGUGGAUUUAAGGAGGUUUAAACAACGAGCGGUGAAUUUUUUAAAACUUUGAAAUGGAUGCAAGGUAUCAUGCUGGCUCAGGUGACAGAACUGUUGCCUCAUUCCUUCCGGGUGGGAGGGGGGUUUGAAUCUCACAUGUGCUCAGUGUGUGUGGAGUUUGCAUGUGCUGCCCAUGUUAUGCGCGUUUUCCUCCUGCAGUGUGUGUGCCCUGUGAUGGACUGGCAUCCUGGUCAGGGGGCGAACGCCGGUCUUAUGCUCUGUGCUGCCUGGGAUUGGCUCCAGGUUACCCUGAUCAGACUAAGUGCUUGUAAGAUGGAUAACUGAUUACCUGUUUGUACCUUUUUGGCAGAUGCCAUUUCUGGCUCAUUUCAGAUGACAUCUUGCCAUAAGGUGUAAACCCCAGCACAGGCACAUCUGGUGUUGGAGUUUCACAUGUUUUGUUUGUGUUUUUUUUAACAAGAUGCUCAGUUAAUACAGGUGACUAUAAGCUCCAGGUACUCAGUGAUUCACUUUUCUGAGAAAAACAGGUAGUUGUUUAAAAGAUUAGCUGGAACAAAAACUGACCACUUUCUGGUUUGGGACCAGAGCUGGUUGCCACUGGUUUAGGGAAAUCUGCACAGUGCAGACUGUGUCACCAUUGGUGCAGGACUUGACUGAGUGUAGUAUUUUACCUGUGUCUCCAUUUCCCCUCUCUUGGAAAGACCUGGUAGGUAGACAGAAGAUUCAGGGAUAUCUAGCUUUGAGUUUAUGCAACUGUAAAUAAAAUGUUGUCCUUAUCUGUGUUUAUUUCUGCUUUUUCCUCAAGGGACUUGACAUUACAAAAAAAAACCAAAUCUGGGUUUACAUGUGCACUUUUUCCAGAGUUCAAAUAAGGAACAUGACAACACACUGUCAUUUAGACAUAUUUGUCAAUGUUUAAUUUAAUUAGAUGUUUGCUUUUGUUUCUUUUCUGCCAAAGACAUUACCAAUAGUUUGCUUAUACUGAUGUGAUUUUGCUACAGUUGCUUUUGGCAUAGAUUUUAUGUCAGAAGUGUUCACCUAUGUAGCGGUCUGAUGCUUUGAAUCCUAACAUCAAGCCAUACUGUGUACCAAACUGUAAAGCAUGUUCUCUCUGCUGCUCACAUUUUGCAUUUUGGUUUGCUUAUUUAUUUAUUUUAUUUAUUUAUUUAUUCUGUUUUGUGUUGUUUUAAUGUUGUCACUUGCAUUUUGUGUCUGCCAGUCUGUGUUAAUAUGCAAUGAGAAAUUUUUAUUUAUGCACUUAUUUUCACAUUUACUUUAUUUAUGCUGGUUUGCAAAUUGCACAAAUUAACUUCUUUUUACUGUAAAUAUGUGGACCUUUGAAGCUGGAAUAAAAUACUGAUGAAAAUAA